AUGCCGUUGGAAACUAAAGAUGGCAAGCCUGUACUGGCUUGCUACAUAUGUUACGCAAGGCUCAAGAACUGCUAUGAGUUGAGGAAGAGCUGUCUCCAGAGUGAGGAGCUGUUCACACGAAUGCUGAGCAGUGAUGAGCCCGAACAAGUGAAGCUGCAAGGCAUAAACAAUAAGAAGAGACUCACCAUGGACAAUGUUGUACACUUGAGCAUGGGACAUGAACAUGAGAUAAAUGCAGACAAUGUUGGUGUGGAGGCUCUGAAGUGUGAAGUAAAACUUGAACCAAAUGAUUGUGAAGAUACUCGUAUCGAUGAGGAGGAAAAUAGUGUCUUUGACAACGUACAGUCUGCAGACUCAAAGGGUUUUGUAAUGACUGUCAAGGAGGAACAGACCGGAGACAUGACAAUUGAUCCUACUCCGAAGGCAUCUACGCAAGACGAUCAGAGAAAUCCAGAAGAUUUAACCUCCAACAACCUGAAGCAUCACGUUCUCGUACCGGACACUUUACAAGAUCUUUCAAGUCAGAAUAGUACACACACCGCUCAAAAGUCACAUCAGUGUAGUAACAAAGAGAGGCAGCUGAAUAAUGCAAGGGCCUUGAGACCUUCGUAG
Arctia plantaginis is the source of this 612-nucleotide messenger RNA. Lineage: Eukaryota; Metazoa; Arthropoda; Insecta; Lepidoptera; Erebidae. The record is from the annotation of a GenBank genome assembly.